Messenger RNA from Melanaphis sacchari, 1526 nucleotides. RefSeq names its product farnesyl pyrophosphate synthase-like. The coding region runs from base 270 to 1454 and encodes 394 amino acids. NCBI's taxonomy places the organism in Eukaryota, Metazoa, Arthropoda, Insecta, Hemiptera, Aphididae. The transcript is spliced from 8 exons. Gene Ontology annotation, biological process: trans, trans-farnesyl diphosphate biosynthetic process. Gene Ontology annotation, molecular function: (2E,6E)-farnesyl diphosphate synthase activity; dimethylallyltranstransferase activity. The record is from RefSeq and is a predicted model, not a curated record. Gene Ontology annotation, cellular component: cytoplasm.
CGCGACGUGACAACAACGGUUGCACGUCUGCACGUCCGCAGUUUCAAUUCCGCCGUGGUCGUCUUCUGUGUGGUUGUGAAUCUAGACUGUCGAGCUGUGCCAAUCGUACGCGUAACGUCAGUCGUCGCGCGUCCGGUUCCAAUCGAGGUACAAGACGGUCUCCACAUCGACGAUCGACAUAUAUCUAGGCAAUAUUUUGUCCAUCCAUUUACAAACUAUCCACUGGACCAUACAUCAUAACUACCGUUUAUCUGCUUAUAUCAUAAGACAUGAACAAAAUAUUGACAUUCACAAGAUGCCUGAGCCGCCCAAGCGCGUUUUUGCUAAGCGAUGCGGCUUCCGUUAGAAAGAAUCACUUCCGAUUCAUGAGUAUUGUUCGCGCACCACCAGUGCCUCCAGCCAUAACCGGUACAGCUGUCAGCAAAGACGAAACCAGGGAUUUUAUGGCAGUGUUUCCAGACGUUGUUAGAGAUCUGACAGAAACUGGCCGUAACUUAGACAUACCUGACGUCACCAAGUGGCUUGCUAAGGUGUUGCAAUACAAUGUGCCUGGCGGUAAGAAAAACCGAGGAUUGGCUUUAGUACUGUCAUUCAAAAUGCUUUCCUCCCCUUCUGAUCAAACUGAUGAAAAUCUUAGACUGUCUUACAUACUGGGAUGGUGUGUUGAAAUUUUGCAAGCUUAUCAAUUAGUGUUGGAUGACAUAAUGGAUAAUGCUAUUACUAGACGUGGACGUCCUUGUUGGUAUAGACACAAUGAUAUUGGUCUAAUGGCAGUGAACGAUGGUAUUCUUCUCGAACAGACCAUUUACCAGUUGAUUAAAAAGUACUUCAAGGAUAAGCCUUAUUACAUACACAUUCUGGAGCUGUUCUAUGACGUUACAAUGAAAACUUCAAUGGGUCAAUGUCUUGAUAUGCUUACUGCAAAUAGCUUUAAGACAAAAAAACUUGAAAAAUAUACCAUGGAAAAUUAUACAGCUAUUGUGAAAUAUAAGACUGCUUAUUAUUCAUUUUUUCUUCCUGUAUGUCUUGCAAUGCGAAUGACAAACAUUAAUGAUCCAGAAAUUUUUCGACAAGCUAAGACCAUAUUGCUUGAAAUGGGACACUUUUUUCAAGUUCAGGAUGACUUUUUAGAUUGUUAUGGUGAUCCAGACGUCAUGGGAAAAAUUGGCUCGGACAUUGAAGAUGGCAAAUGUUCAUGGUUAGCUGUAAUGGCUUUGCAAAAAGUAAAUUCUGAGCAAAAAAAAAUUAUGGAGGAUAACUAUGGUAUUGAUAAUCCAUUGAAUGUUGCAAUUAUCAAAGAUUUGUAUGAACAGUUGAAAUUACCAAACACAUUUCAACUCUACGAAGAAGAAAGUUAUAAAUUAAUAUGCACUCAUAUUCAACAAUUGUCACGUGGUUUAUCACAAGACAUGUUUUUUAAAUUUUUAGAAAAGAUUUACAAGAGAACACUCUAAUAAGAAAUUUUAAAUUUUUACCUAAAUGCAUUAAUUGGGCAUUUAUGUAAAUCAAAUAUAAAUAAUAAAAUU